Messenger RNA from Paramuricea clavata, 435 nucleotides. The record is from the annotation of a GenBank genome assembly. NCBI's taxonomy places the organism in Eukaryota, Metazoa, Cnidaria, Anthozoa, Malacalcyonacea, Plexauridae.
AUGAAAUAUCUUACAAUACAGCAUCCAAAAACCUUCAAACCUUCAUCGAGAAUAUUACAGACUCCAACUAAAGAAACAAGACUGGAUGAAGUCAAUGAGAUGUCCCCACAAGCAACUCGAAAUCCUGCUGGUAACUCGAACCCCGCAUGUGAAGAAUCUGUUAUAAUUAAAACCAAUGUGGCAAAUCUUGAAACAAAUUUUGUUUCCUUCAAACAAGAUAUUCUAAAAUCAUACGAAGAAAUAAAGAAAGAUAUGAAGAAAAAAUAUGAUGAAAUCGAAAUUUUAAAGAAAAGGAUUACCAGUCUUGAGACACUAAAUGAGCUUCUUCAAAAAGACAAUGCUGAUCUGACUAACAUCUCACAUAAACAAAAGCAAUUAGAAAAGAAAGUUAGUAAUGCCAUUACCCUAUGUAAAGACCUAAAACAAAAACCGUAA